This is a messenger RNA of Candida tropicalis MYA-3404, 2850 nucleotides long. It is a transcript of the gene GYP2, whose product is annotated as Gyp2p. Lineage: Eukaryota; Fungi; Ascomycota; Pichiomycetes; Serinales; Debaryomycetaceae. Gene Ontology annotation, molecular function: calcium ion binding. The record is from RefSeq and is a predicted model, not a curated record. The transcript has a single exon. Bases 1 to 2850 code for a protein of 949 amino acids.
AUGGCAUUCUUUGGAUCACUUAGAGAUAAAGCAUUAAAUACAUUUAGUCAGGUUCUUUCUGAUGGAAAUAAAGGAAAUAAUAAUAAUGAGUUAACUAAAGAUCAAUUGUUUUGUCAAACUUAUGGUAUCCCAGAUGAAGAAGUUCUAAUUUGUGAAUCAGCAGUCGAAAUCAAAAUUACUUCAGGAUAUUCUCAUGAUUCUUAUAAUAAUAUAACAAGUGAAGCAUUACCUCAAGGUAGACUAUAUUUAACUCCUCAUUUUUUAAUAUUUAGAGACGCUUAUGAUAGAAAAAAUUGUUCAUUUAUAUUACAUUUAUCAACUAUUAAGAAAGUUGAAAGGGCAAGUUCAAAUGAUUAUGGUUUUGCAUUAACAAUAAUGACUUAUAGUAAAUUGAAUAUUACUUUAUUUUUAGUGGGUAUUCGAUCAGAUAGUGAAAAAUUUGCACAGAAUUUAACCAUUAGUUUAAAGAAAAAUCUACCAAAUGUUAAUAAAUUACAACCAUUUAUUCAAACUUGUUAUUCAGAAUAUUUAUUGAGUAAAAAUAAUAUAUCCAAUGAAAAAAUUGAUCAUAUGCCUUCAGGAGGGUUGGGGUUAACAUUUAAAUUCCCUGGAAAUGCCAAAGAAUCAAAGGAUAAAACAAAAUUGAAAAUGUGGUUUGAUUUAUUUAGAGCCGAUGGGAGAAACUUAUCGAUUAUUAGAAGACCAAUUUUUUAUAAAUUGAUUAGAGUUGGAUUACCUAAUCGAUUAAGAGGAGAAAUUUGGGAAUUAACUUGUGGAUCAAUGUAUUUAAGAUAUGAGAAUCAAGGUGAAUAUUUGAAAUUAUUAGAAGAUAAUAAAGAUAAAAAAUCAUUUGCCAUUGAAGAAAUUGAAAAAGAUUUGAAUCGUUCAUUACCUGAAUAUGCUGCGUAUCAAUCAAGUGAAGGUAUUGAAAGAUUAAGAAGAGUCUUGACAGCGUACUCUUGGAAGAAUCCAGAAGUUGGUUACUGUCAAGCUAUGAACAUUGUGGUUGCCGCAUUACUUAUUUAUACAUCUGAAGAACAAGCAUUUUGGAUUUUGAAUGUUAUAUGUGAUAGAAUUGUUCCUGGGUAUUAUUCCAAAACCAUGUAUGGUACUUUAUUAGAUCAAAAAGUGUUUGAAAGUUUGGUGCAAAAUACCAUGCCAAUUUUAUGGGACCAUAUUACCAAAAAUGAUAUCCAAUUAUCCGUUGUGUCAUUACCAUGGUUUUUAUCAUUAUAUUUAUCAUCCAUGCCUUUGGUGUAUGCCUUUAGAAUUUUGGAUAUAUUUUUCAUGCAAGGUCCAAAGACACUUUUCCAAGUGGCAUUGGCAGUGCUUAAGCAAAAUGCUGAAGAAUUGUUGAAAACAGAAGAUGAUGGUACAUUUAUAAGUAUCAUUAAGGACUAUUUCCUUUCAUUAGACCAAUCGGCACAUCCAAAUUCACCAAAUCCAAAAUUUAAGAACAUCUCCAAGUUUCAAGAUUUAUUGAUAACUGCAUUUAAAGAAUUUUCUACUGUUAAUGAUGAAAUGGUAAACAAUCAUAGAAAUAAACAUAGAGAUACCAUAUACCAAAAUAUCACCACUUUUGUCAAACGUACUGAAAUUCGAAACUUACCAAAGACUAAUAACAUUACUUCAGAAACUUUAGAUGUAUUGUAUGACAGAUUUUAUUCAGAAGUGGAAAUAUCCAGUAAUAUAACCAAAGGUUCAGGAUCAAGUUUAAUGGAUUAUAAUUCGUUUUUGAAAUUCAUGUCAGAAAUUUGUGAUUGGGUCCAAUAUAUUGACUGUUCCAAUGAAAAGCAUUUCUUGCGUCGAUUAUUUAACAAUUGGGAUUCUGAAAAACAAGGAGCAUUAACAUUUUCUGAUUUAAUAACUGGAUUAAAUAAAUUGGUUGAAACGGAUUUAAUGGCUUCCAUAUCGAACUUUUUUGAAUUAUAUGAUGCUAAACAAAAUGGUAAGCUUGAUAGUGAAGCCAUUUUACAAAUUUCUGAAGAUUUAUUAUAUGUCACCAGUCCAUGGAAAGAAGGAUUAUUAUUAGAUGAGAUAACAAGGACUAAUAUUGAAAAUGAAGUAGCUGAUGAAGUAUUUAAAAAUCAAAUUGAAUCAGGAGAUGGCAUCACUAUUGAUUUACCACAACAUGUUGAUGUUAAUCGAGAAAAAAUUGAGCAACAACAAAUUGAAAGAUAUCUUCGAGCUGCAAGUACUUUUAUUCAAAGAGCUUUUGAAUAUGCACAACCUGAUGAAGAACAAUUAUUAAUUAAAGAAUUGGCAAUUGAUGAGAAAAUUUCCCAUAAUGCUGCAUUAAAUCCAAAUACUCCAGUUUAUUUAAAUUUACCAACAUUUAGAAUGGUUAUAUUAGCUGAUGAAACUUAUGAAUUAUUAUUUAGUAGUACAUUAAGAGAAUCAACUCAUUUGGAUCGUCCGUUAGAUUUGAAAUUCAAUCCAAUGAGAAACUUGCGUGAUAUGUUUGAUGGAUUAUUAGCUGAUGGUAGAAAAGUUGCCAGUAAAGUUAGAAUUAGAAUGGAUUCCAGAGCUUCAAAUAAUAUGAAUAAUACCAAUAAUAGUAGUAAUAAUUCAAUUAAAUCAGGAAAAUCUAAAAAUGAUCAUAAUGGUGAAGAUGAUGAUAGAGAUGAUGAUUUUGGAAUUAUUUCAAUUGAUGAAAAUGAUAAGAAUUUAUUAUUAGGUACUGAAGCACAAGCAUUAAUUGAUCCAAUUAAAAAUGAAUCUGCAAGUCCUAAUGAAUUGAAAAAAUUUCAUGAUGCUGAAGAAGAAUCAAGAAAACAUAUUCAUAAUAAUAAUAAACAACAAACAAAUGAUGAUUCAAUAAUGGAAAAUUUAAUUGAAUUUGAACAAUAA